UGAAAACAUGUUGUUUGGACGCUGUUUUCCGACACCAUGCUUUUACCAAGUGGCCCGAUGAAGAAUCGUUCUGUUGCAAAUGGCUUUUAUUCUGCCCGCUGUUGCUAUGGGAGGUUCACACGUUGACUUGAUGUCUUCAGCUGUUGUAAACAACGCUGAUCCGCAGCUAAAUCCGCCAGAUAGGUCAUCCUGUCAACUCCACAAAGCACCGGGAAGCAGCGGACACAGCCAGUCUCAGGCGGGUGUGCUAAUGUAGCGUUAGCAUCUCCUCAACUCCUCCACUCAGCAAUCCCAUACAUUCAGCUGGAUGCUGACAGUCACCUGGGUGGGGCUGACGCGGAUGACGGUGCACGGGAGCGGAGCUCAGCGAUACAAACCUAACCCGCUCAGGAUUACUGUAAAGCAGCCAGGGGCGGUCGGUCCGUCCGAAGCCAAGCCAUGACCAAGCCCGAGUCGAGGAGAAGCGGCGCGGCUGCGAUCAACGCCGCCGCGAAGUGCGCCACUGCCGCAUCCGCCGCCGAGCAGGUCAAUAACGGCGCGGCUGAGCCGGGCUGUCCGGGUCAGAGCGCCCCGAUCAAAGCCAAGGUGAUGAAGCAGAGCUCCAGGGAGAGCCUCUUCCGGAGGAACACCGAGUGCGAGGUGUACGACGACGGGACCAACACCUUCUUCUGGCGAGCCCAUACUGUCACAGUACUGUUCAUUCUGACUUGUGCUUUGGUCUACGUCACGCUGUUGGAAGAAACCCCCCAGGACACGGCCUACAACACCAAAAGGGGGAUUGUAGCCAGCAUUCUUGUGUUUCUCUGUUUUGGAGUGACACAGGCCAAAGAUGGACCCUUCACCAGACCACAUCCAGCUUACUGGCGGUUCUGGCUUUGUGUCACUGUUGUCUACGAGCUCUUCCUCAUCUUCAUCCUAUUCCAGACGGUGCACGAUGGAAGACAGUUCAUGAAGUACAUUGACCCCAAACUGGGGGUCCCCCUGCCAGAGCGCGACUAUGGAGGGAACUGCCUCAUGUAUGACCCAGGAAACACCACUGACCCCUUCCACAACAUCUGGGACAAGAUGGAUGGCUUUGUUCCAGCUCACUUCCUGGGAUGGUAUAUAAAGACUCUGGUGAUCCGGGAUUGGUGGAUGUGUAUGAUAAUCAGUGUGAUGUUCGAGUUCCUGGAAUACAGCCUGGAGCACCAGUUACCUAACUUCUCUGAGUGCUGGUGGGAUCACUGGAUCAUGGAUGUUUUGGUGUGUAACAGCCUGGGAAUCUACUGCGGCAUGAAGACCCUGGCCUGGCUGUCAAUGAAGCCCUACCAGUGGCAGGGCCUGUGGAACAUUCCCACAUACAAGGGGAAGAUAAAGCGCAUAGCAUUCCAGUUCACACCUUACAGUUGGGUGAAGUUUGAGUGGAAGCCCGCCUCCAACCUUCGACGCUGGCUCGCUGUGUUAGGAAUUAUAUUCAUGUUCCUCCUGGCAGAGCUGAACACCUUUUACCUGAAGUGUGUGUUGUGGAUGCCCCCUGAACACUACCUGGUGCUGCUCCGCCUGGUCUUUUUUGUCAACGUGGGCGGUGUCGCCAUGAGGGAGAUCUAUGACUUCAUGGACGACCCGAAGUUCCACAAGAAGCUGGGCCAGCAGGCGUGGCUGGUGGCAGCAAUCACAGUGACAGAGUUCCUCAUAGUGGUCAAGUACGACCCCAACACCAUCAUGCUGCCCAUCCCCUUCUUCGUCAUGCAGUGCUGGUUGUUAGGAAUCUUCCUCAUCUUCAUCUGGACUCUGUGGCGGUUUUUCUUCCGUGACAUCACACUUCGUUACAAAGAGACCCGACGACGCAAACAGGAAGUGCCUGCUGACUGGGACCGCCCUCUAAGCAACAGCGGCACCAUCGCCCCCUCUGGGCGCAGCAAACUGAAUGGCAGCUCCGAGACUGUGAGGCAGAGGAAAUCCUGAAAGAGGAAGGGGGUUGGGUUCUCACUCAGCAGCUACUGAAGGAGAAAGGACAAGGUUUGAUGGGAAAAUAAAUAAAAUGAGUGAAGGAGAAUGGUGACACAGAGACGCAUGCAGAGACACACAGAUGGACACGUAUUUGCUGUGUAGACUGUUUCUGUGCCUACGUGAAACCAGGAGUCGUUCAGACAGAGGUGAGGGCGGAAGGGGCUGUUUUCAUUUGGUGCAUCGUCUAGUAAUUGUCAUACUACACGGAUUUACCUCAUUCUAUUUUUAAAGUACAUGUGCGCAAUCAUGCACGUGACAUUAUUUAUACAUGUGAAUGAUGAAGAGGGGGAAAAAAUGCUAAUGUAGAGUAUUGGAAGGAGGGAUAGAGGUGACCAGUGACUCGACCAAUAACUGAAAACAGAUUCCAUUUCUCAGCUGCACUUUGUCUUAGAAAACAAGCGUCAAGUUCAUGUCGCUGUAAAUAUGCUUUUGUUCUGUGUCAUUCAGUGCUGAUGAGAGUAAUGUCUUUUGAUGUGAUGACUGAUCUGGAUUCCAUUUAUCGUCCAUUGCUAUGCAGUCUUCAGUAUCUUCAGGAGUUUGGCCACACUAUUGCCGAGCAGCAGUUAAAACCAAGCUUGGUCAAUAACAAAACAUUUCUGUAACCUUCAGUUAAAAUGACUUUAAGGUCUAUUGAUUCCCAUAAGUUUUUUACAGAUUGUACUUCCCUGUUCUUAAGUUUGAUCCCAGUUUUUUUUUUUUAUUAUAUAAAUAUGUUAACAUGUUUAAAUGUUUUCAUUUACUGUUCAGGUGUGUGAUUCCUAGAAGCGCUGACCCUGGAGGUUAUUAAAACUGCUGCGGGAUCCUCCCUCAGUCACAGAGAGGAGAGGAAAAUCCUCUAAAGUUGUUCUCUCCUCUCACGCUUUGUUCUUGAAAAGAACGAGUUUGUAAAAAUAAAAAAAAACAAACAAAAAAAGUCAAGACGUACCAUAUUCUAGGUAUUUAACUUCCGAUACUACACAUGAUAUGAGAUAUAGUUUGGGUAUUUUUUUGUAGAUGUUUUGAUGUCACUGUUAUUUCUUUAGGGUGAAUCGAUUCUGAACACUAGAUUGUACUCUAGCUCUUUUUUCUUUGGUAAAUGUGGUGCAGAGAAAUCGGCAGCAUUCUCAUAAACAGAUCCAGGACAAUCCUGCUGACAGGAAGCUGUACUCACUGUCCUCUCUGAUGUAAUGAAUCUACACUGUCAAGGUUGAGGCUUUGCUGAAACGUUGGCUCAUUCGGUCACAUCAGAAUGUGAAUUUAAUAUCUGUUUCUUUUUAAUGCCAAAUCUCUUUUUCCAGUUGAAUUAAUUCAAUUUUCGAAAGAAAUGAAGGUUUAAUGUCGAGUUAAUUUGUGUAAAGGUUGGGGGAGAGAACCGAUCUUGUGUGUGUGUUGGGUGGAGUUGCCAUAUUGCACAUGCAAUCAGCCAAAGCUUAGAUCUCAUUAUUUUUAAAGCCAUAAAAGUAACAGAUUCACUUGAGCUGCUCCAACUGCCGUUAAACCUCACGCAGAUUCCUUUUGAUUUUAAGCAAAGCCGAAUUUCAAAGCCAUUGGAGUGAGUUGCCUCAGUAAACAGUUUUAUGUUCCAAACUUAACUUGACACCUGGAAACCAAACUGACAGUAAGUCAGUAAGUUGGAGAUCUCACCUCAUUUCUGUCACACUGGGUAUCUCGUGUCAGAUGCUUCUGAUUUCCUUCAGUUUUAAACCUUUAGUCCAUGAAUCGUUCAUCAACAGAAGAUACAUCCACAGCUAUUUUGAUAAUCAGUUGUCAUUUUUAAAUUAAAUAUGUCAAAUAUUCUCUGGCAGCAGCUUAUGUGGUAGUGAACUGAAGACCCUCAGGUCUCAGCUACUGGACGAAACAAGGAAAUUGAAGACAUGGCUUUUUUUACUAUUUUCUGACAUUUUACAGGCCAAUCAAUUAGUCAAGCAAAUGAGCAACAGAUUAAUCAAUAAUCAAAAUAGUCAUUAGUUUAAGUUAAAAAAAAAAAACCUGCCUGACCCAAACCUGGAAAACCAAGUGUGAGUAGCAUCAUCAUCACUACCAUCUGACACCAGACACUUGGCCAAAGAGACGAAGUUCCUGCCAUCAUUUAAAAGAAAUGAUCCAGAAAAGUCAUUAUCAUAUAACACGAUAAGCAAACUGAAAAUAACACCUUUCGCAUUCUGAUCUUGCUGAAUCUCCACUGUCAACAAAAAAAGCUUUAGUCUCUUAAGGUCAUAGAAUCAGUGGUUAACUUGUGUGUGUGUGCGCGUGUGCACGUACAUCCGUGACGAUAGCUCCUAAUGAUCUUGUUGUGAACUAGACUGCUGCUGUAUAAAGAUAAAGUCCUUUCCUUCUGAAUGUAAACCAGCAGAAUCUGUUGUUCAAAAGAGAGGGAUGUUCAUCAUUUUGAAGUCCUGACGUUUGUCACAUAUACAAAACUCUUCAUUCUCAUCCAGACUUUUGAAAUACUUCAGCCUCUUUUUUUGAACUCAGCGAUGCUGUGCAAAUUAAAAACCCUUAAAACCUCUAGCUGAUGUAAAACUGUGCUCGUUAUUCUGUGCUGUCCUGGUUCAGUGGCUUGAGAACUUUGUAGGAGUUCACAGAGUUUGCUUUUUUCCUUCUUAAAUCAAAUUGAUUUAGAUGUGGGUCUGGGGGAUUCACUGUGUUACUGUGUUCAUGUCUUAGAUUGGCUAAAGUGCAUAUAUUUGCACAUCAGCUCUGACAACACUAAAUAGUGAAUUCAGAGACUGAAACGGGAACUGGCCAAAAAUAGUAAUAAUAAAUAAACAGGACCUUUUCCUUUGUGUUUAAUGAUAGUGUAGUUUCACUUACGGACACAUGGGGGCGGUAUAUGAUUUGAUUUACUGCUGGCGCUGCCCUUUGUUCUCGUCUCCAUGACAAUGAUCAUUGGCAACUUGCAGUUAAAAGCCAUUUUCAAUGAUGGUUUGUGUAAAUGUGAAACAUGUUAAAGAUCAGAGAAAUUAAAUAUGCUGCUGCACCACAUAAUUUUAUAACGUUUUCAAUAAAAUCAAAUGAAAACCUGAA
Hippoglossus stenolepis (Pacific halibut) is the source of this 4995-nucleotide messenger RNA. RefSeq names its product phosphatidylserine synthase 2 (gene ptdss2). The transcript has 14 exons. The coding region runs from base 439 to 1944 and encodes 501 amino acids. NCBI's taxonomy places the organism in Eukaryota, Metazoa, Chordata, Actinopteri, Pleuronectiformes, Pleuronectidae. Gene Ontology annotation, biological process: phosphatidylserine biosynthetic process. Gene Ontology annotation, molecular function: L-serine-phosphatidylethanolamine phosphatidyltransferase activity. The record is from RefSeq and is a predicted model, not a curated record.